AUGACCCCAUCUUCCAUCGCCGAGACCUCAGACAGCCUUCUCAUUUCCCCCGGUGACAUCAAUGACAUCUUUCGUCGGCUUCACGUCCACAGCAAACACAAAAAAUGUAUGUUUCUGGCCAACUUUAUCGAAACCGCAACAUUGGCCAUUCGAGAGGAGGUUCAAUCAUUGCCGGCCAAGUUGAGAAUCUUAUUCCCCCCAUUCGAGACGGUAUUUUGCCUUGCGGAAAAUGCCGACCUACGCAGUGGUCCUCUUGGCGACUGUGUGAAUGGAAUGCUCAUUUGUGUUGUUCAACUUGCAACCUUUAUCGGAUACUACGAAUGCAGUAGUGAGAGCUUCUUCUGGUCUCAGGAUGCAAACAUAUGUACAGCUGGUCUGGGGACAGGUCUUUUGUCCGCUGCCGCCGUCUCGAUCUCCCACACACUGGCAGACUUGCCACUUGCUGGAUCCGAGGCUGUACGUCUAGCAUUGAGACUUGGCGUAUUUGUCCACCAGAUAUCUCAGUGCCUACAUUCGUGCACCGGCGCUCAUGCUAGUGACAGUUGGGCGUACUUUAUUCCUGGAGUUUCCCACGAAGAAGUGCAGAACGAGCUUGAUUCGAUACAAGCAGUGGAGGCCUUUCCAAUCUGGAACAAGGUAUUUAUCAGUGGCUGGGGUCGAGAAUCAGUGACUGUCAGUGGACCACCCGCACGACUGAAGCACAUUUUCCUGAGAUCCGACUUCCUACGCGACCGCAGGUUCAUUACUCUCCCAGUCUAUGGAGGCCUAUGCCACGCAAUUCAUAUUUACAGGAAGGAACAUGUGGAUCAGAUUCUUCAAUCCAAGACAAUCAAACGACUGGAUUCGAGGCUCAUGUUGCGUGCUUGCUUGUAUUCACCCAGCACUGGAAACCCAUUUCCAGCGACAAGUCCUAGUGAGAUUUUUCACAACGCGGUCGAGGAAUUGUUGACCCAGCCCAUCCAAUGGGACGAAGCUAUUCAGAAAAUUACAGAACGAGCAAAAGAUUCCAGAGUGCCUGAGUGUGAGGUGCUGAUCGCGGGUCUAUCUUUACCAGCUCGUGACCUGGUGGAAGUGCUGAACCUGGAGUCAAAUAGACUCCGGACUAGCACAAAAGACUUCCUGAAAUGGGUUUACAAGAUAGAAAACUCAUCAGAGCGCCCAAGAGGUGCUCAACAAGCAAAGCUCGCCAUCGUGGGCAUGUCCUGUCGUAUGCCCGGAGGUGGGAGUUCCACCGACAAGUUCUGGGAUAUUCUAAAUGAGGGGCUUGAUGUACAUGAAAAGAUACCCGCUGAUCGGUUUGAUGUUGAAACACAUUGCGAUCCCUCUGGGAAGCGUGCAAAUUCCAGCCAUACACCGUACGGCUGCUUUGUCCAUGAACCCGGCCAAUUUGAUGCUCAUUUUUUCAACAUGUCGCCUCGCGAGGCUGUACAAACAGACCCGAUGCAAAGAUUGGCACUUGUUACAGCCUAUGAAGCUUUGGAGAGAGCGGGAUAUGUUGCAAACCGCACGGCAUCAACAGACCUACAUCGCAUUGGUACCUUCUACGGUCAGGCUAGUGACGAUUACCGUGAAGUCAAUACAAGUCAGGAAAUAGACACCUAUUUCAUUACUGGGGGCUGCCGCGCCUUCGGUCCAGGUCGUAUCAACUACUUUUUCAAAUUCUCGGGGCCCAGCUACAGCGUCGAUACAGCAUGCUCGUCGGGACUGGCUGCAAUAAAUGUUAGUGGCACAAUUCUGGUUGCUUGUAAUUCCCUUUGGAACCGAGACACGGAUAUGGCAGUGGCAGGGGGGAUGAAUGUGUUAACAAACCCCGACGCGUUCGCUGGAUUGAGCAGCGGUCACUUCCUGUCGAAGACACCAAAUGCAUGUAAAACAUGGGACUGUGAAGCAGACGGCUACUGUCGAGCUGAUGGCGUUGCGUCACUUGUCAUAAAACGCCUGGAAGAUGCCCAAGCCGACAACGAUAACAUUCUAGGGGUAAUUCUGGCGGCUGGAACAAAUCACUCGGCGGAGGCAAUCUCCAUCACGCAUCCUCACUCAGGUCAUCAAUCUUACCUCACGCGGCAGAUUUUCUCCCAAGCUGGGGUUGAUCCCUUGGAUGUCAGCUAUGUGGAAAUGCACGGAACUGGGACUCAAGCUGGUGAUGCUCAAGAAAUCAAGUCUGUCACCGAUGUCUUUGCUCCGCUAACAAAUACAAAACGCCGCAGCUCUAAAAAUCCACUAUAUAUAGGUGCAGUCAAAGCAAAUGUUGGUCACGGUGAAGCCGUUGCUGGUACGACAGCGCUGCUUAAGGUGUUGCUCAUGUUUGACAAAGAGAUUAUUCCACCACAUGUUGGCAUCAAGACUGCUAUCAAUCCAGCCUUUCCGAAAGACAUGAAUGAGAGGAAUAUAUACAUACCGUAUCGGAGGAUCCCUUGGGCGAGGAGCUCGAAUAGGAAGCGUGUCGCUGUGGUGAACAACUUCAGUGCUGCGGGAGGAAACACGAGCAUUGUCAUUGAAGAGCCACCAGUGCCGAACACACCUUGCAAUGCAGAUCCUCGUUCCAGCCAUGUCAUUACUGUAUCUGCUAAGAGCAAGUCUUCAUUGAAGAACAAUAUUCAGCGCCUCAUUGCCUAUAUGGAAACAAACCCGGACAUUUCGCUAUCACGCUUGGCUUAUACAACCACCGCUCGACGCCACCAUCACAAUCACCGUAUAGCUGUGCCAACAUCAGAUACAAGAGAUCUGAUAAGGCAGUUGAAGAAUUGUCUCCAGUCAGCGGGAUCUCAUCAAGCAAUCUCCUCAUCUGGACCGACGUCAGUGAUCUUUGCCUUCACAGGGCAAGGAGCAUCGCACCUAUCUAGCAAUCUCGAACUUUUCCGAGACUCUCCUUAUUUUCAAUUCCAGAUCUUGGUUUUGGAUGAAGUAUGCCAGGCUCAAGGAUUUCCAUCCAUUGUUUCUGUCAUUGAUGGGAGUUGCUCUGAGAGCCACUCGCACUCGCCUACAGCCACACAACUUGCACUCGUUUGUGUUGAAAUUGCCUUGAUCAAAUAUUGGGAGUCACUAGGUAUUAAACCAAAUGUUGUCGUUGGUCACAGCCUGGGAGAGUAUGCGGCUUUGCAUGCAGCUGGUGUGCUUUCUGUCAAUGACGCUAUCUUCCUUGUGGGCCAGCGUGCUAGGCUUCUUGAAAAGACAUGUCAAUCUGGAAGUCACAAAAUGUUAGCAGUCAGAGCAUCACUCGAGGAAGUCAUUUUCAGAGCAAAUGGAAUACCAUUCGAGAUAGCCUGCCUCAAUGGACCAAAAGACACAGUUCUGAGUGGGACAGUUGGCGAAAUUGAGGCUCUGGUGACAGAGCUCGAGAGUUCUGGAGUCAAGUGUUUCCGACUGGGUGUGGAAUUUUCCUUCCACUCAAAACAAAUGGAUCCUGUUCUUGAUGAACUAGAAGCCAUCGCUAGGGCAGGCGUCAUCUUUCAUCCCCCAAAUCUACCUAUCAUCUCUCCUCUGCUCGGAAAAGUCAUAUUUGACGAAAGAACAAUCAAUGCCAACUAUAUCCGCCGAUCGACGAGAGAGACAGUUAACUUCAUGGGCGCCGUAGAGACGGCAAUCCGCAUCUCAACAGUGGAUGAAACAAUGGCAUGGAUUGAACUAGGCCCACACCCUGUCUGUAUUCGAUUUGCACAAUCAAUCAUGUCCCCGAUGGGUGUUGCAGCGUCAUCGUUCCAUCGAGAUGAGAAUAACUGGCACACCCUGUCGCGGAGCUUGGCCCUUCUUCACUGCGUUGGUGUCGAAGUUAAUUGGAACGAGUUCCACCGGCCCUUCGAAAAGGACUUGCGGCUGUUGGACCUGCCGACUUAUGCUUGGAAUGAGAAGAACCAUUGGAUACAAUACACUGGCAACUGGGGUCUCACUAAAGGCAACAUUCCAUGCGACUUCAAAAAGAUGACAUUGUCAAGGACGAGUUCUGAAACUCCUGCACGUCUUGCGCCUAUCUCUAGGCUGCGAACAUCUUUGGUUCAUAAAGUCGUUGAAGAGAAAUUUUCAGGGUCCGCUGGCCGAGUCGUUGUCCAGUCUGAUCUGAUGGAACAAGAAUUCCAAGCUGCAGCAUGGGGACACAAGAUGAAUGGAGUCGGUGUGGUGACAUCGUCCAUACAUGCGGAUAUUGCAUGGACUCUUGGGAAGCAUCUGCUAGAGAAACUUGGUCAAAAGACUGACAAGAGUGUCUCCGACAUAGAGAUAUCUGAUCUCGUCGUACACAAAGGCUUAGUGGCACAAACAGAAACCGACACCUCGCAACUGAUUCAGAUCUCUAUCAGUACAUCUGACAUUCACUCUGAACCAGCAUUCCUUGAGAUACACAAUGUGGUUGAUAACGGGGAUUCUCUGGCAAGCGGAGAUCCGAUCAUGACAGCCCAGAUUGUCUAUGGAAACGCAAAGACCUGGCUCACCAAUUGGGUUCCAUUUUUCCAUUUUGUUCACAAUCGGAUUGAGACGUUAUCACAAAUGGCAGAUGAAGGUCUCGCAAACAGACUUUCGCAUAACAUGGUAUACACGCUUUUCGCCGAUAAACUGGUGGAUUAUGCAGAAAAGUAUCGCGGCAUGCGCUCGGUCGUGCUCCACGAAUUGGAGGCUUUCGCCGAUGUUACUAUCAAGUCAACUGAUAUGAGUGGCACAUGGACUGUUCCUCCUUCUUUCAUUGAUAGCGUGUGUCAUCUUGCUGGCUUCGUGAUGAAUGUUUCAGAUGUCAUGGACACGAAGAACAACUUCUGUGUCACUCCCGGCUGGAGAUCCCUUCGCAUGGCCCGUCGCCUGGUUGCCGGAACCAAUUAUCGAUCCUAUGUGAAGAUGAUUCCUACUGCAGAGGACCCAUCAAUAUAUCUAGGUGAUGUCUAUGUGUUGCAAGGUGACGAGAUUGCGGGUGUUAUGCAAGGCAUGAAGUUCCGUCGGUACCCUCGCAUACUACUCAAUCGCUUCUUUUCCUCUUCCGAUAUAGAAUCUUACUCUUCGGAUAACUCAAAUGCUAAAAACACCAACAAUCCUGCUCACCCAGGGCUUGAGCCUUCCCCUGAGUCUUGCGCAGAAAUACCAAGACCAACCCGCUUGCAAUCAGCCGCAGAAUACCAUGUGAAAAGCGGCUCAAUGGCUGAUUCGGCGAUUUCAUGGUCUUCUGAGCCCGAGUCUGGUUUCUCAGUGGCUAAAUCUUCUUCAAGUUCUGUUGUCAGCAAGACCAUGGCGCUCAUUGCUCAUGAAGCCGCCAUGGAGCUGUCUGACUUGACAGAUGAUUCCACUUUUGCUAGUCUCGGUGUCGAUAGCUUGAUGAGCUUGGUUAUUGCGGAAAGACUUCAAGAGGAACUGGGAAUCUCUGUAAGAAGCAGUUUGUUUUUAGAAUAUCCAACUGUUGGGGAUUUACGAACUUGGUUGGUCGAUUAUUAUGGUUGA
Penicillium nucicola is the source of this 5415-nucleotide messenger RNA. Its product is annotated as type I polyketide synthase. Gene Ontology annotation, biological process: secondary metabolite biosynthetic process; fatty acid biosynthetic process. The coding region runs from base 1 to 5415 and encodes 1804 amino acids. Lineage: Eukaryota; Fungi; Ascomycota; Eurotiomycetes; Eurotiales; Aspergillaceae. The record is from RefSeq and is a predicted model, not a curated record. Gene Ontology annotation, molecular function: fatty acid synthase activity; phosphopantetheine binding; 3-oxoacyl-[acyl-carrier-protein] synthase activity. The transcript has 6 exons.